Dioscorea cayenensis subsp. rotundata (Guinea yam) is the source of this 1044-nucleotide messenger RNA. Its product is annotated as phytolongin Phyl1.1-like. The record is from RefSeq and is a predicted model, not a curated record. The transcript has a single exon. Bases 223 to 945 code for a protein of 240 amino acids. NCBI's taxonomy places the organism in Eukaryota, Viridiplantae, Streptophyta, Magnoliopsida, Dioscoreales, Dioscoreaceae. Gene Ontology annotation, cellular component: membrane.
AAGCAAACAAAGCGAAGCAAUACCAGGCUUCAUCUUGGCUUCCAAUGGAUCUGAUCUGAAUCUCCAAUUCAGCGAUUCCAAACCCUAACCCUAAUCCAAGAAUUCCAAACCCUAGAGAUUAGGUUUUCGAUUUCAGAUUGCUUCCACUGCGAGCUUCUUUUCAAUCCCUGGAUUCGGAUGGUGGUGUAGGUCCAAACACUAUUAGAAGAACUCUGAGCGGCGAUGGAUAAGGCUCCCAUGGCGUCUUCCAUACCCACCACGGUUUACUGCUCCGUUUCCAAGGCCGGCAAGGUCCUCUACUCCUACAAUGGCGGUGACCGUGAGCUGGAGACGCUCGCUGCCCUUUGCCUUGAGAACGCCCCGAAUUUCCAUUCAUGGUACUCUCACACUGUCGGAAACCGCACCUUCGGCUUCUUGAUGGACGAGGGAUGCAUCUACUUUGCCAUCGUCGAUCCCUGCGACAGCAGCGCGAGCGUUCACCGAUUCUUGCAGCUCAUCCGGGAUGGAUUCAAGAAAAACUCAAAGAAUGGAUUGCAAGAUGAGCUUUUUCCGAUUAUCCGCCAUUUAAUGGCGUCGCUGGAGAGCGUGAAUAAUCCGGUGGUGAGUGCUGAGGAACGGUCACUGGAGGUUUGGGUUUCCAUUGAUACAUCGCCGUCGACGAAAGCGCCGUUGUUGGGGAAGCAUGAUAAGAAGGGAAAGAUGAAGGAAAGAGUGGUUGAGGUUAGGGAUAGUGAGGAGGAGCAUGUGGAUAGAGUGAGGAUUGAUUCAUCCCCGGAGCAGCCAGUGCAUGGGUUUUCGCUGCAGAAGAGUGCGUCAAUGAGGGCAAAGGGGCAGAGGUUGUGGUGUAGGCAUGUUAAGAUUGUGGCUGCCAUUGAUGCAUUCCUUUGCUUGUUGCUGUUCGGCAUUUGGCUUGCUGUUUGCCGAGGUUUUCAUUGUGUUUCAUAAGAACAGUCUGCGGAUUUGCUUGUAUAUAUAUACAUAUGCUGUACAUCUUGCUUCUGAUUUCCAACUUGAUGUUGCUGCUCAGUGUUCGUUUGAAUUCAA